Molecule: messenger RNA, 2287 nt
Organism: Hyla sarda
Lineage: Eukaryota; Metazoa; Chordata; Amphibia; Anura; Hylidae
Gene: UCKL1
Product: uridine-cytidine kinase 1 like 1
Exons: 13
Coding region: 141-1451 (436 amino acids)
Cellular component (GO): cytoplasm
Molecular function (GO): kinase activity; ATP binding
Source: RefSeq, a predicted model, not a curated record
GCCUCGCUUUCGCGUUGAUUACAGUCGCGGGGCUGCCGGGAGUUGUGGUCCAACACGGCGCCUUCUACCCUAUGGAGCGAAUGCACUGAACUACAAUUCCCGGCGGCCUCGGCAGUUCCUGCUUGUGACAAUCCCUUGCAAUGGCGGAGGCUGAGAGGGACCGGUCUGGGAAGGAGUCUGGGGGCAUUGAGAGCAGCGCAGAAUCAGGACAUGGCUUACUGCCCCCAGUCAGCCCUGGGCGAUCCAGACGGAGGCGAACGACCAGCCAGUGUAAGUCAAAGCCCCCUCUGCUUCGAACCAGCAAAAGGACCAUCUACACCGCUGGGCGUCCACCUUGGUACAAUGAGCAUGGGACACAGUCAAAGGAGGCCUUUGUGAUUGGUCUAGGUGGUGGCAGCGCGUCAGGUAAAACCACAGUUGCCAGGAUGAUCAUUGAAGCAUUGGAUGUUCCCUGGGUGGUCCUUCUAUCAAUGGAUUCUUUUUACAAGGUGCUGACGGAAGAACAGCAAGUUCAGGCAGCUUGCAAUGAAUAUAACUUUGAUCACCCAGACUCCUUUGACUUUGAGCUUAUGAUCAGUACAUUAAAGAAGCUAAAACAGGGAAAGAGUGUAAAAAUUCCCACGUAUGACUUCACUACACACAGCCGAACCAAAGACUGGAAAACGCUUUAUGGAGCCAAUGUGAUCAUAUUUGAAGGGAUCAUGGCAUUCGCACAUGCUGAGCUUCUGAAGCUUCUAGACAUGAAGAUUUUUGUAGACACAGAUUCUGACAUCCGCCUUGUACGAAGGCUACGGAGAGACAUCACCGAACGGGGCCGGGAUAUUGAAGGAGUCCUUAAGCAGUACCAUGCCUUUGUGAAGCCUGCUUUUGACCAGUACAUACAGCCCACCAUGCGUCUUGCGGAUAUUGUAGUGCCAAGAGGUAGCGGUAAUACUGUGGCCAUUGACUUGAUUGUGCAGCAUGUACAUAGUCAACUGGAGGAGAGGGAGAUCAGUGUCAGGGCUGCCCUGGCCUCCGCCCAUCAAUCGCAGCCACUGCCUAGGACACUCUGCGUCUUGAAGGAAACUCCUCAAGUAAGCGUCAUGCACACCAUUAUAAGGAACAAGGAAACAAGCCGGGACGAAUUCAUCUUCUAUUCUCGUCGGCUCAUGAGGCUUCUGAUAGAACAUGCACUUUCCUUUCUUCCAUUCAGGAGUUGCACUGUGCAGACCCCACAAGAACAUGACUACCAUGGAAAGACCUAUGAUGGCAAGAGGAUAACUGGAGUUUCUAUACUAAGAGCUGGAGAGACUAUGGAACCUGCGCUUAGAGCCGUAUGUAAAGACGUGAGGAUUGGAACCAUUCUCAUCCAGACCAACCCCAGCACUGGUGAGCCAGAGCUGCAUAGAGCUGAGCCGGGAUGUCAACAUAGAGAUCACAUGACCUGCCCCCCCAAUCCCCUCAGAGCCUGAAGCAGGAGUCCAGGGGAGUACUGAACUCACCAGCUCCUUGUGGCAGCAGACAGCAUGGAGGAAGAAGCAGAGGAAACUUGACCUGUAGUUCUGGAAUUGUGGAGCUCCUGAUAAGGAUUUCUUGUCUGUAGGGGGAGAGUUAAACCACUUUUUCUCUGCCCUUCAUAAUAUUUUACUCUGAAGCACACACUCCUCUUGUUUCAGUUUGAGUCAGGCUCUUGAAUACAAUGACAGCAGUGUACACUGAUACUGCACACUACAACUGUCCUUACACAGUACAUUAUCCCAGUUUUUGCAACCAGUGUGCAUCCAGCUGUUGCAAAACUACUACUCCAAGCAUGUUGGGAGUUGUAGCUUUACAACAGCACUACCCCAAUGCAUUAUCCCCCUUCUCACUGCAGCAUUAUGCAUUUUUCUUUAUCUAAGAGCCCGUGACCCCGCGUCAUAUCGGGUUGGUCCCGGCGGCUAACGGACCCGUGGCUAAUACCAGACAUCUCAGAUCAUGGUGAUGUCCGGUAUUAACCACUUAGAAGCGGCGAUCAAAGUUGAUCGCCGCAUCUAAAAUGGGAAAAAACACAUCCCGGCAGCUCAGUCCGGCUGAUUGGGACCACUGUGGUGAAACCGCGGUGUCCCGAUCAGCUGAGGACACAUGAGGAGGGUCCCUACCUUUCUCCUCGGCGUCCGAUCGGCGAUUGAUUGCUCCAAGCCUUAGAUCCAGGCUUGAGCAAUCGACCUCCGAAAAGCCUGAUCAAUGCAAUGCUAUGGGCAUAGCAUUGAUCAGUGCCUGCAAUCAAUAUAAUGCAUGUUAUAGUCCCCUAUAGAGGCUAUAACAGUGC